GCUCUUUAAGCCCUGGUACAGACACACAGAGCAAGCAUUCAUACUCGGGCGGCGCGAGCGAGGGGGCUGGGGAGCGAGCGUCACUUUGGAAACUCGGACGGGAACUCACGGAUUCUCGUGCUAAACCGACGACCUCCUUUUCCUCAUUACUGAAGUCCUCGCUGUUGGAUCUCGAUCGCGGGAUAAACGGAGGAGAGAGGAAGGUGUAGUCAGAAGGGAAGUGAGAGCGGGUGAGUUUGGCGGAGAGAGUUGCGCAAUAGCAGGUAAACUGGGGUCCAAGGUGCGCAUCGAGCCGCCUAUGAUACCAACAACACGGAUGGAAAGAACUUUAAUGUGGAAUCCUCACAGAGUUUUGCAACGGAGGCUGAGAGUAGAGACAGACUGGCAGUUUAUAUUAUAACUUAGAUGAGGCCAGAGAGACAGCCGACCCUCCGUGCGUAAACUGCAGAGCUACACAGAAACAAGAACCAGACAGGGAGAGCUGAGCAUUUAAGAACAGCUUUUUACAUCCUCUGCGCGCCUGGAGGCUUGUGUGAAGGACGAUGUCCAGAGAGGAGCAGAGCUUUUCAGAGGUUGAGCUCAGCCCAGGGAUGUCUGACGACAGCCGCUCCCUGUCACCGGGUCAUUCCUCCGGGGCCGCUGGUGCUGGGGACUCGCCUCUCCACGGACAGCAGCAUCAGCCGCAGCUGGCCGGGCUGGACGACGCAUCAGCGGGUUGCUCCUCCGUCAAAUCCGACGACGAGGAUGACCGCUUCCCCGCGGGAAUCCGCGACGCUGUGAGCCAGGUGCUCAAGUGCUACGACUGGACCCUCGUGCCCAUGCCAGUUCGCGUGAGCAGCGGAAGCAAGAACAAACAGCACGUGAAGAGGCCAAUGAACGCCUUCAUGGUGUGGGCGCAGGCGGCGCGGAGGAAACUGGCCGACCAACACCCGCACCUGCACAACGCGGAGCUCAGCAAGACCCUGGGGAAGCUCUGGAGGCUGCUUAAUGAGAGUGACAAGCGGCCCUUCAUUGAGGAGGCAGAGAGGCUGAGGAAGCAGCACAAAAAGGACUACCCUGACUACAAGUAUCAGCCGCGACGCCGCAAGAAUGGGAAGAUUGGUUCUGGGUCAGGAAGCGAGGCUGAAGGCCAUUUGGAGGGUGAGGUCAUCUACAGCCAGUACCACUACAAAGGCAACCACCUGGAAGUGGCCUACAGUGGGGGAGCCGGGUCCCCUCUGGCAGAUGGGCAUCACCCUUAUGCUGCAGGUCAGAGCCACAGUCCUCCAACACCUCCCACUACUCCCAAGACCGAGCCUCAGUCUGCAAAGGCAGGAGAUGGUAAGAGGGAGGGAGCCGGGAACGGGGCUUCUCGUGCUACAAUGGGAGCAGAAGGAAACUCAGGUGCUCCGGGGUCUGGGAAACCUCAUAUCGACUUUGGUAACGUGGACAUUGGUGAGAUGAGUCAUGAGGUGAUGGCUAAUAUGGAGCCGUUUGAUGUCAAUGAGUUUGAUCAGUACCUUCCCCCUAACGGGCACCCAGGGGUUGGGCCGAGUGCGGGGGCCGCAGGAACCACAACAGCUUCUCCGGCCUCUCCGUACGCCUAUGGGAUCUCCUCAGCUCUGGCAGCGGCCAGUGGACACUCAGCAGCCUGGCUCUCCAAGCAGCAGCAGCAACAGCCGCCACAGCAACACCACGGCUCCCCUCUGAGCUCAGAUCCCUCCAAAGCCCAGAUUAAGAGUGAGGCCGGAGGUGCUGCCGGUCACUUUGUGGAAGCAGCUUCGGCAGGUUCCCACGUCACCUACACCCCCCUCAGCCUUCCUCACUACAGCUCUGCCUUCCCCUCGUUGGCCUCAAGAGCUCAGUUUGCAGAAUACGCCGACCACCAGGGCUCGGGGUCAUACUAUGCCCAUUCGAGCCAGGCUCCGGGGUUGUACUCCGCCUUUUCUUACAUGGGGCCUUCCCAGAGGCCUUUGUACACUGCCAUCACUGACCCAGCCAGCGUAUCGCAGUCGCACAGCCCCACACACUGGGAACAGCCUGUCUACACAACGCUGUCGCGGCCAUGACAGAUAACGAGACCAGAGCGUGCCGGUGCAGGUUCAGCCCCAACGUCAGACCAGAGGAGCAGAGGCAGCAGCAGCAGCAAGAGUCGCGCUGGUGAUGUCAGAGUCGAACGAGGUCUGGUCUGGGGGGAGUGGGCAGGCACUGGGGGAGGCGUCUGGGGAGGCAGAAGGGGGGAAACGCCGUUCUGCUCCUGCCCAGAUGAAAACAUGCUGUCACAGCCCGAGGAUGAGCUUGGAGCGUGGUGCUUUUGAGGAGCGGUCGAUCAUUUGCGGCACUCGGUGGAGGAGUCAGAGUGCAAUACAUCGAUAAUGCAAAUAAGUAAAACAAAAUAAAAAUCACCCACCCAACGCCACCAGCAGCACCACAGCAAAGCCUUUGGCACUUUUGGCUGUGUUCAUGGGUGGUAUGAGAUCACGUACUUGUCAGCGUGUAUCACAGCAGUCCACAACGCCACGGGCCAACGGAGGGGUCAGAGGUGACAGGGACACAGAAAAAAGCAAGACUUCGAUCUGUGAGCGCGACAAAGGAGCCAAAUUCAUUUUACACGAGAUGUUUGUUUUAACGCCAGGAGAACGGAGUGCCAAACUAUUUGCCGGCCUUUCACUUCUCAGGCUUGACUGACCUUUUGUCAAACAAACGUUAGCCUUGUAUCCCUUUCGAAAGUCAACACAACAAAUACUCAUGACAUACUGUCCUCUCAGAGCCACAGUCGUCCCUUUUUGAAUUCAAUUUGUUUAUGCUGUGUUCACUUAAAAUGCCUUUGUACACUCGACAAAUGGGCAUGGAGGGGAAAAAAUGCCAUAAAUCCAUGCUGUGCUUUUGUUAACUGAAGUGUAUAUUUAGCUUAUUGGGUGUACUUGAAGUUGCAAAUGUACUUAUGUCGAUACACACAAACAUGACCAAAGUUUUGAGACCAAAACCUGUACUUUUUAUAAAGAAGAAACUUUUUUUAAGGUUUCUCCCAACAUAACAUUUAAAACUACCUUACAUUUUGUGGCCAA
Messenger RNA from Oreochromis aureus, 3047 nucleotides. RefSeq names its product SRY-box transcription factor 10 (gene sox10). Gene Ontology annotation, cellular component: nucleus. Gene Ontology annotation, biological process: peripheral nervous system development; morphogenesis of an epithelium; enteric nervous system development. The transcript is spliced from 4 exons. Gene Ontology annotation, molecular function: RNA polymerase II cis-regulatory region sequence-specific DNA binding; DNA-binding transcription factor activity, RNA polymerase II-specific. The record is from RefSeq and is a predicted model, not a curated record. The coding region runs from base 543 to 2048 and encodes 501 amino acids. Lineage: Eukaryota; Metazoa; Chordata; Actinopteri; Cichliformes; Cichlidae.